Fulmarus glacialis (Northern fulmar) is the source of this 1750-nucleotide messenger RNA. It is a transcript of the gene WBP4, whose product is annotated as WW domain binding protein 4. NCBI's taxonomy places the organism in Eukaryota, Metazoa, Chordata, Aves, Procellariiformes, Procellariidae. The coding region runs from base 1 to 1212 and encodes 403 amino acids. Gene Ontology annotation, biological process: mRNA splicing, via spliceosome. Gene Ontology annotation, cellular component: precatalytic spliceosome; nucleus. Gene Ontology annotation, molecular function: RNA binding; zinc ion binding; protein binding. The transcript has 10 exons. The record is from RefSeq and is a predicted model, not a curated record.
AUGCAGGCCGAUUACUGGAAAUCUCAGCCAAAAAAAUUCUGCGAUUACUGCAAGUGCUGGAUAGCAGACAACAGACCUAGCAUUGAGUUUCAUGAAAGAGGAAAGAAUCAUAAAGAAAAUGUGGCAAAAAGAAUUAGUGAGAUUAAAAAGAAAAGCUUGGAAAAAGCAAAAGAAGAAGAAAACAUGUCAAAAGAAUUUGCAGCAAUGGAGGAGGCUGCAAUGAAAGCAUAUCAAGAGGAUUUGAAAAGGCUUGGAAUUAAGCCAGAUGAUGUAGGUCCCAGUUCGACACAGAGUAAAACACAGAGUAACACAGUGGAAACUAAAGGAAAAAAAGAAAAGAAAGAGAAGAAGGAGAAGAAAGAAAAGAAGGAAAAGAAAAAAAAGACACCUCAGGACACCUCAAAGCCACCAAAAAUUGAAAUGAAGGAGUGGGUGCAAGGAUUUUCUCCUGAAGGCUAUACAUAUUACUACAACACAAGAACAGGAGAAUCACAGUGGGAGAAACCUAAAGGAUUCCAAGGCAACUCUCAAAACUCACAAACGGCAGCGAAGUGGGUAGAAGGUGUCACUGAAGAUGGUCAUACCUAUUACUAUAACACAGAAACAGGAGUAUCCACAUGGGAGAAACCAGAUGGUUUUGUUUCAUCUUCAAAUGAAAAGAGUCAACGUGACAAGCAUUCUGAAGAGCUUGCAGAAACAGAUUCCAAAGCAUCUGAAUCAGACUCGGAAGAUAGUGAGAAUGAAGCACGGAGUUCAGAAACAAAUUUCAAGAGGAAAGGAGAUAAUGUUGAAGGAUCAGAGGAAGGGAAAAAAUCUCCCAAAGCUAAAAAGUUAAGUCCGUAUGGGAAAUGGCGAGAAGUUAAGCCAGAAGAAACUGUUGAUAAAGAGGAGAGUACGUCAGCUUCCCAAGAAACCUCCAGUGAUGCACCUAACAAGACCAACCCUUAUGGAAAAUGGAAAGCAAUUAAGGAAAAAGAAGAAGAAGAAGAAGAAGAACAACCAUGUGAAAAAGUGGACCUGGAGCUUCCUAGUACAGAGAGUGACAGUCUACCACCUCCAGUGCUAGAGGUUCCAGAAGAUGCGACAGUGAUAUUUAAAGAGAAGACAGUCACCUCCCUUGGAGACCUGACAGAAGGGGUGCCAACAUUCAAAAAGAGGAAAUUUGAAAAUGGAAAAUCUAGAAACUUAAGACAAAGACUAAGUGAUCAGUAAUACUUAACAAAUCAUUUUAGAUUCUGUUUAAGCUAGAGUGAAUCAAAAGUUUAAUAUUUUAAACAGGCUUUUAUAAAGAAAAUGUUGGAUAGAACUUAAGGAUUUAUAGGUAUUAAAACAUGUGAGUUGUAAUAUUUUUUUAUUUUAUUUUGAUGUGAUUGAUUUUGGAAUGGAGAUUUGUGUUAUAUUACUUAUGCAAUAUUGUAAAUACAUUUAUUUUUUAUUUUAACCAUGCCAUCUAAGUUCAAUUUGCUCUACGUAUGCUGUUUUAAAUACAUUGUGUAAGGUUUUUUACUCCUUUUCUAAGUAUGGGAGAAUGUAGUAAUCCUUAAUCUGGCAAAAAUUAUGCAGACCUUUUAUUUUUACAGAGGAACUGGAUCAAUGGCAUGUACUAGAGAGUAAAAUCAUCCCCCAAGAUUGUUUGUGUGGAGUAGUUUCCCAGCUAAUGAGUAAAAAUAUUGUGCUUCCUAACCUUUGGCUAAUCACUUGCAAAAGAGUAGGUGGUGAGAGUGCCAACAUUUCAAAUAGAUCUUUUGAA